AUGGAAGAAGGUGCUCAUACUUUCCGCUUCGCCCAUCUUUCUGUGCGAGAGUUCUUGGAGACCAAGCCUGAAUACUGCAGCGAAGAGUGUAACAACUUCGCCGCAGAGGUGUGCCUUCUCAAGUUAAUCGGGGCAUGUGGAUCGCCAGAUGCAGAUCGUUUCCUUGGGCAACUCGGUCUCAGUGUGAACGCCCCCGCAACACUAUCCGAGACCGACUCCUAUAAGGAAAACAUAUAUAACUAUGCCUUGCGAAACUGGGCAGAGCACUGUGUGCACGCUGGGGAAGAGAAAAGAGCAGACGAUACGUCACGUCUUUCUCAGCUGCUCCGGUAUUUCUUGUUCGACGAUUCUGGACCAAACUGCCCAUUGAACUGUUGGGUGCGGUCACGCCAACGCCAGAAGAUGGAAAGCGUGGAAAGUGGCCACAUGCUGAAGCUAUUACGGAACUACCAUCGAUCCCAGGACCGAGGGUUCUUACUUUCGUGCGUUUUCGGCUUUAGCGAGAUUCUUCGCAUGGACCAGUACCAUGAUCUCGACGUCGACGUGAAAGAACAAUGCAUCAUGGCGACCGCAAUUCAUGGCCACUAUGAUAUUCUGCAGUUUCUGAUAGGAGAAAUGAAAGACCAGAUGCUGCAAAAGCGCGUCCUGAACGCCUUGGUCCAGAACAAUGACAUAGAGCCACUCCGAUGGUUUUUGAGUCUGGUCGAGCCUAGCCUAAUCACGGAGAGAGUUAUCGUGCGCGCAAGGCGGGCAGAUAGGGAAAUCUUCGAUAUAUUACUUGAUCAUAACAAGGAUCUUCAGAUCACGUCGGAGUUGAUUGAAAAAUGUGGUUGGUUUUAUGGGGCUAUUGAGGGACUUCUCAGUCGCGCCCCAGAUGUUGCUAUCACUCCUCAGAUACUGGUUAAUGCUAUCGGUCCUAUUGAGAUGAAGACUCUGCAAGAUAUUCUCGACAGGAAUGGUCCAUCCAUCAUCACAUGUGACGCCAUUGCAAUGCUGGGAUAUCUCGGAGAUGGAGAAGAAAAUAUGAGACUGAAAAUGGAGCUUUUGUUGAAGCGUGCUGGGCCAAUAAGAGUAACCGAGGCAGCUAUGGCGAUGGCACUAGAGCAAAACCCGAGUUGGGAGAUGGUGAAGAUGCUUCUUGAUCAUGGAUGGCCGGUCACCAAGAAUAUUCUUCAACGCACCGCCGAAUGGGGAAUGGCAGCCCCCUUUAAGCUUCUCCUCGAGGCCGGAGGCAAACUUACACCCGAAAUGAUCGCAGGUAGUGCGAAGAAUAUUUAUGACGGGAAUGCCAUGGUUAAGCUCGUUGUUUCAUUGAUGGACCGUCCGUUGGACGAUAACCUGUGGGCCCAAAUGAUGCUGCAAUGCGCUGAAAAUACAUGGGGGAAUCCAGAAACGCUCCAGGCGCUGCUUGAAAUGAGACCUGGUCUGAAGGUUCCAGAACGGAAUUUGAUUGCGUUUACGAAGAACUCGAUGAAAGGGAACAUCAUUCUGGAUAUCAUUUUCGAGGACGGCCGAGAGUUGGAGAUCACCGACGCGGUGAUAGAGAACGCAUUAAUGUUCCUGGAUUACGAUGAGACAAUCCCAAGGCUCUUGGAUCGACACAGGUUGACGGAAGUAUCAAACCAACUCCUGCUUGGCGCAGUUAAGAAUCGUCGAUUUGGUGAUGAAAUGACAAAGCUUCUACUAGAUCGAUAUACAGCGGUCGAGAUGCCAUCUCCGGAGGUAAUAGAGGCGGUUCUCCGGAACAGCCAUUCUAGCUACGAGAUUAUACAGCUGCUUGAAGCUCAAUUCGGCCACCGUGAAUUCAACGAGACAGAUGUACACAUUGCGGCCGGGACAGACAGCCUCAAAACACUGCGACUAGUUCUCGACAGAUGUUCGAUCACUGAGGCGACUCCGUCCCUUUUAGUGCAAGCCGCAUCCAGGGGAAGCCUGGCAGUAAUGAAACAUCUUCUGACGUUAAAUCACCCUGUGAUAUCCAAGGAAAUACUGAUCGAAGCAUCGGGUAAUACCCAGUGUACUACCGAUAUGCUAAAACUCCUCUGGAAACUCGCCCCCCAGGUUGAAGUGUGUCCCGAGAUGUUUAUCAACGCCGCAGAUCGGCAUUAUCGAGAGUCAACGGAUUUAGAAUUCCUGUUUGCCCGGGUGGAAGAUGCGAAAAAGUGCCAGGAAAUCUUAAAUGCCGUGAUGUCAACCACGAAGAUUAAUAAAGAUUCGGGUUAUGUUGCUAUUCUUGACCUGAUCCUGGAAAGUGGUUUCGAGGUCGAAGUGACAAACGAGCUUAUCAUGAGUGCCUUUAAUGCACGCCAUGGAUCAGUCCUGCAGACAUUCCUCGAGCACAAGGUGGAUAUCAAGUUGUCACAGGAGAUGGUGAAUAAGGCAUUAGAGCUGGAAGACCACGACGCCUUGAAAGUGUUGGUCAAGUAUGGGAACCCGCGGGAACUGGACCUGCAGGAUGCAGUGGCCGUUAUUGACAAGUUACUCCUUCAUUGA
Messenger RNA from Aspergillus caelatus, 2493 nucleotides. RefSeq lists its product as uncharacterized. The record is from RefSeq and is a predicted model, not a curated record. The transcript has a single exon. Bases 1 to 2493 code for a protein of 830 amino acids. NCBI's taxonomy places the organism in Eukaryota, Fungi, Ascomycota, Eurotiomycetes, Eurotiales, Aspergillaceae.